Molecule: messenger RNA, 2447 nt
Organism: Cynoglossus semilaevis (tongue sole)
Lineage: Eukaryota; Metazoa; Chordata; Actinopteri; Pleuronectiformes; Cynoglossidae
Gene: ccr7
Product: chemokine (C-C motif) receptor 7
Exons: 3
Coding region: 787-1914 (375 amino acids)
Biological process (GO): positive regulation of cytosolic calcium ion concentration; calcium-mediated signaling; cell chemotaxis
Cellular component (GO): external side of plasma membrane; membrane
Molecular function (GO): chemokine (C-C motif) ligand 21 binding; C-C motif chemokine 19 receptor activity; chemokine (C-C motif) ligand 19 binding
Source: RefSeq, a predicted model, not a curated record
GGUAAACAGAAACAGUGAAGUUGGGGUCUUUAUUAUCAGCCAAACCGACCACUACAGAACAUUUUAACAGUGUUUGAACAGCUCCUGUAAAACCAACUCACACUUUAACAUGACAGGACUCAAACUGCUGUCAACUUUCACAACUGUUCUCUCUCUCUCACCAUUCACAGAGAGACAUACGCUACUAUUAUAACAUAGCCUACUAAGCCGCAGGGUUCAAAGAGGGUGAAAAAAGUAAUGGCUUACAGUCCGGAAAUUACAGUAUAUAUAUUUGUCCACACCCUCUUUUGUUUCUAGGUUUUUUUUGGAGAGACAGAUUAUAUAGAUCUUUUCAACAAGGCUAUUGUUUGUCAGAUUUGACUUCUUAUAUAUAUAUAUAUUGUCACGUCACACUUAUCAAAACUUUUAAAUUGGGUUCCUCUCUAUCAUUAACCUGCAGCAUCGUAUUAUACAUAUUAUUAUAUUUGGUGACCACAGACCAGUUUGCUGCAGGAGAGGAGGAAGAUGAAGAGUUAUUAAUUCUAAGUAGCUCUCUGCCCCUCCCCAUGUGUUCUUACUGUGGUCACCGACGUUCAAUCUGAGCUUCUGAGUCAAUUUCAGGUGCAGGACACCAUCAAGAUCAGUGACAAAAACGUAACAUGGUUUCAGUGCUGUUGAGAUUCCACGUGAUUGUUGUUUGAUCUUUUUUUUUCUCUCUUGUCUAUGAAGAAGGGGAAGCAACAAUGUACAUCAGACAGACACCAUCCUCAGUGGCUUCACCUGCACUGACUACUGCUCUCAGUCAACAUGACUUCAGUCAGCGGUCUCCAAAGACCUGAUCUCGUGCCGGCCAUGCUGAUCUGGCUCCUGACUUUUAAGGUGGGCUUGUCUCAGCAUGAGGAAAACUCAACCAUGAACUACCCAGAGUACAACUACUCCAGUGUGGAUUAUGAAGAUUUUCCAUCUGUCUGUGUGAAAGAGUCCAACCGAUAUUUCCGCCUCUGGUUCAUGCCCACCUUCUACUCCAUCAUCUUUGUCCUGGGCCUGGCGGGGAACAUGCUGGUCAUACUGACCUUCUUCUACUUCAAGCGUCUGAAGACCAUGACGGACGUGUACCUGCUCAACCUGUCCUUUGCCGAUCUUCUGUUCUCUCUCUCUCUCCCUUUCUGGAUGCUCAAUUCAAUAUCAGGGUGGAUGCUGGGCCUGGCCAUGUGCAAAUCCAUGCACGCCAUUUACAAAGUCAGCUUCUACAGCAGCAUGCUCCUGCUCUGCUUCAUCAGCGUGGAUCGCUACUUUGCCAUCUCCAAAGCGGUCUGUGCUCACCGCCAUCGAUCCCGGGCCGUGUUUGUCAGCAAGGUUUCGUCGGUGGCCAUCUGGGUCACGUCUCUCAUCUUCUCCAUACCGGAUUUGAUGUACACCACCAUCACCAACGAAACCUGCACACCGUUCUCCAGAAGCUCUGACCAGCUGCGCAUCCAGUCCAGCCAGAUUGUUCUGGCUUUCGUUCUUCCUCUCCUCGUUAUGAGCUUCUGCUACAGCAGCAUCGUGAAGACCCUCUGCCAGGCUCGUAACUUUGAGCGGAACAAGGCCAUUAAGGUGAUUCUGGCAGUGGUGGCCGUCUUCCUGCUGUGUCAGGUGCCCUACAACCUGGUCCUGUUUUGGACCACAAUCGUCACGGCGCAGGGGGGUACUGAGGACUGUAACUACGACAUCCGUCUGCUCUACGCCACCGAUGUCACCCAGUGCGUGGCCUUUCUCAGGUGUUGCCUGAACCCCUUCGUCUAUGCUUUUAUAGGAGUGAAGUUCCGCCACGACCUCAUGAAGCUGUUCAAGGAAUUGGGCUGCAUGAGUCAAGAGAAGUUCUUCAAGUACAGCGGCAAGAGGAGGAGCUCAGCGCCAACAGAUACUGAGACCACCACCACGUUCUCUCCCUAACGCUGCUUGUCUACCAGUAAAUUAGAUCCAGGCCACACAUGGACUACAUGGACAAUAGUCUCAGACAGACAACGUGCCAUACGAGCGACAGAAUGUAUUCCUAAGUCGGGCCCUUUGCCCAUUUCUUUUUUGUGUGUACUUUUAGCUGAAUGUCUCUGAGCUCAAAUUUAUAAUCUCAUAUUAAUGUUGACCUAAUGUUUUUAUUGGGUUUGAACUAUCAGGUGUCAGGCAUUUUCGUUAAUGUUUUUAAAGGUGCUUUUGACCAACUAUAAACUUAUGGCUCAAAGGUUUUUAAAAAAUGCACAUUUACAUUUAUCUGUAUUUUGGCAAACCUUUUAUGUUUUGAAACCUACAUGUAAUCUGACAUUGUAAAUGUUAGAUUUUGUUGUGUGUUUAUUUUUCUCACUGAAAAAAAAUGUUAUAUUUAAUAUCUGUACAGAUGAAGACAUUUUUUCACAUGACGUUUCAGUUCACUACGUUCUACAAAUCUCUAGAGAAUAAUAAAUCUACACAGGCAUGUUAACAACUUCCAC